Messenger RNA from Rosa rugosa (rugosa rose), 1288 nucleotides. RefSeq lists its product as uncharacterized. Gene Ontology annotation, cellular component: cytoplasm; cytosol. Gene Ontology annotation, biological process: cellular response to oxidative stress. NCBI's taxonomy places the organism in Eukaryota, Viridiplantae, Streptophyta, Magnoliopsida, Rosales, Rosaceae. The transcript is spliced from 5 exons. The record is from RefSeq and is a predicted model, not a curated record. Bases 31 to 1146 code for a protein of 371 amino acids. Gene Ontology annotation, molecular function: quinone reductase (NADPH) activity.
CCCAUUCAAGCAUUUGAUGCAGACAAAUGAAUGGGUUCACUUGGAACAAAGUUUCCAGUUUACACUGUUUCAAUUUUCAUCAAAACUAGGGUCAACUCUUCACUCAGAACCCAGAAAUCACUAGUUAGAGCUCUUGCAACUCAAGCAUCAUCAUCAUCAUCAUCAGCUAAGAUGGUCAAAGGCAUUAGAGUCCAUGAACAUGGUGGACCUGAGGUCUUGAAAUGGGAAGAUGUGGAAGUAGGAGAGCCCAAGGAGGGCGAGCUUCGUGUGAAGAACAAGGCCAUUGGGUUGAAUUUCAUCGAUGUGUACUUCCGCAAAGGGGUUUAUAAGACUCCUUCAAUUCCUUACAUCCCAGGUGUUGAGGCUUGCGGAGUUGUGACAGCUGUGGGACCUGGACUAACCGGCAGGCAAGUUGGAGAUGUUGUAGCCUUCGCUGGUGGUGCAAUGGGCUCCUAUGUGGAAGAGCAGAUCCUUCCUGCUAACAAAGUUGUUCCUGUUCCUCCUUCCAUUGAGCCAACUGUUGCCGCAUCCCUCUUGCUUAAGGGCAUGACAGCUCAGUUUCUACUGCGUCGUUGCUUCAAGGUGGAACCUGGACAUACAGUCCUUGUUCAUGCAGCAGCUGGUGGAGUCGGAUCCCUUUUAUGCCAGUGGGCUAACGCCCUUGGUGCCACUGUCAUUGGAACUGUAUCAACUAAAGAGAAGGCAGCUCAAGCCAAGGAAGAUGGCUGUCACCAUGUCAUAAUCUAUAAGGAAGAGGACUUUGUUGCUCGUGUGACUGAAAUAACAUCUGGCAAUGGGGUUGAAGUUGUCUACGAUUCUGUUGGGAAGGAUACGUUUGAGGGAUCAUUGAUAUGCUUGAAGUCUCGUGGAUACAUGGUGAGUUUUGGGCAGUCAUCAGGUGCACCAGAUCCGGUUCCAUUAUCAGCUCUUUCAGUGAAGUCACUGUUCUUGACCAGGCCUUCCCUUUUCCAUUACACGGCUACUCGAGAUGAAUUGUUAGAGACUGCAGGAGAGGUAUUUGCUAAUGUUGAUGCAGGUAUAUUGCGGGUUCGAGUAAAUCACACCUACCCAUUGUCUGAAGCAGCACUUGCACAUUCAGACCUGGAGAAUAGGAAAACAUCUGGAUCUGUUGUACUUAUCCCCUGAGGCGAUCCUCAAAUUAUGUAUUUAAUUUCAAGGAUAUAUGUGAGGAAAUUUACUUUUAUGUCAAAUGCAAUGGAUGUUUAAACUUUAAACCUGUAGUCAUCAAGAGACUUGUUAUGCAAUCCCAUCUGGUCUUCUUUUCUUA